UCAGCGCCUGUGGACUCGCCGCGAAAACACACCUCUAUAACCUUUAUAUUCAUAUAGUUUUUUUCUAAAGCCGAGUUUAAUCGCGGUCGUCACAUGUCGGUGUUGAGAUAGGAAUACAUCGCCAUCUGACUUUGUCUGAAAAAAGGACCUUUCUGAACAGAUUAAUUGCCUUUGACGGGAGAAGUAUGGUGGACAACGCGAGCAUAGCAACCAAAUCCGCACUGCAAGCCACGUUUUCGUCGGCCAGCGGUCUCCCCUUACUCGUCCCCUCUUCGGCCGCCUCGCACGGCCACUUCUCCGCCGCUUCGCCUCAGCAGCAGCAGCAGAGCCACGGCGGCGGCGGCGGUAUGAAGUUGGAGGCGGUCAUGGAGAACCUGCAGCGGCAGCAGGCUGCCCGUCUCGCCCUGGAGGAGAAGCUCCGGCAGGCCGAGAGAGACGGCGACUUCAGGGCGGCCGUGGAGACUCACAUGCAGCAGCAGGCUCUGGCUUUCCGCCACUAUCACGCGUCCGUCCGCGGAGCGCUGGCCGGUGCAGGGGCGCCCAGCUCCACAGAGAGGCACCGAGGAAGUAGCGGCGGAGGACAGAUCGACCUCCGGCGGCCCCCUCAGCGCUCCGACACGGACGAGGAGCAGGACGCGGAGGAGCUGGAGGACCAGGAAAACGGCGGCCAGGACGACGACGACGACCUCGGAGAAGGUGACAGCGCCAACGAGGGCGAUUUGGAAGAGGAGAUGGAAGGCGUCGACAGCGUCCUGGCGCACUACCCGUCUCGCCACAGCCUCCAUUCCCCGAAAAGUGCUCUCCCUUUGGCCAGAGUGCAGCAGCCUCCGUACCUGACGGCGCCCAGGCAGCCCGGCUCUCCGAGCGGCCUGGCGACUCACACAAACCCGCAGCAGCACGAGUGGACUUACCAGGAGCAGUUCAAGCAGUUGUAUGAGCUGGAUGAUGAUGAAAAAAGAAAAGAAUUUCUCGACGAUCUCUUCAGCUUCAUGCAGAAAAGAGGGACUCCAGUGAAUCGGAUUCCUAUCAUGGCCAAGCAGGUGUUGGAUCUCUACACUCUCUACAAGCUUGUCACCGAAAAAGGCGGCUUAGUGGAAGUCAUCAAUAAGAAAAUAUGGCGCGAGAUUACCAAAGGCCUGAACCUCCCUACCUCCAUCACCAGUGCAGCUUUCACUCUCCGGACCCAGUAUAUGAAGUACCUAUAUCCCUAUGAAUGUGAAAAGCGGGGACUCAGUUCACCUGGGGAGCUGCAGGCAGCUAUCGACAGCAACCGCCGCGAGGGUCGCCGACAGAGCUAUGGCUCCGCACUCUUCAACUAUUCCCCCGUAGGCACACCCACCCUGCUGCCCUCCCCCAAGCUGACCAUGCCCCACAUCAGCAUGCCCAGCCCCAACGGAGCGCAAAUGGCCCACACCCCUGUCAUCAAGAAAGAAGACCCCAUGCUGCCUGGCUGUUUGACCAACCGAGUGGGCAUCCCCGUGUCUCUGGCAGGACACCACGGCGUGGCGGCUCAGGCUGCAGCUGCCCAGGCUGCGGCUGCAGCGGCAGUUCAGGCGGCUGCACUGGAGCAGCUGCGGGAGAAGCUGGAGGCUGGAGAGCCACCAGAGAAGAAGGUGAUGCUGAUGGCCGAAGAGCAGCAGAGGAUCAUGCAACAUGCGCUGCAGCACAACCUCUUCGCCAUGGCAACCCAGCUGCCUAUGAACAUCAAGCUGAACAACAGAGAUGAUAGACAAGAGACCGCAUUGAACCUGUCUACCAACGGCAUUAGCAGCAUCAACAUGUCAAUAGAAAUAAAUGGAGUUGUCUACACAGGUGUGCUGUUUGCUCGCAAGCCGGCCAUUUCGGUCAUGCCCGGCAGCCAGCGAGUCCAGCACCACGCCGGCUCUCAGGGAAAGAGCAGCAGCCCCGGGCUCAGCAGCCACAUCCAGCCGUCCUCUUCCUCCUCCUCCACAUCCUCCUUGCACGGACCAGCUGCCUCGCCUUGAGCCACUCCCCCUGAAUGCCACUGAACCUGCUCCACUUCUCUCAAAGACCCAAGCAGGCUGCUGUACUAUCUGCUUCUCUUUUUUUCCCCCUACAUAUCCUCUGAUGGUGGCUCUCUGACCUUUUUUCUUUCUUUUUUUUUUUUCUUUUUUAUACGUCCUCCAAUGAUCCUAUGGCGGAAUCCCACGACUAUCUCCUGCGAAGUACUUCUAAGAGAGAAUAAAAGGUUACUGCUUUGUCCAGGCGAAUUAAGCAGCGGCUUAUGGCAGCACGUGUGAAGUGCAUUAAAUAUACAUACGGAGCAAGCUUUUAUUUUCCCUCCGAGGACAUGUUUUUAAGUGUGAAGCUUCUUUGCGAGGCUCGCUACGUGACAGUGCCACAAACACAGGCGGCCGUAAGAUGAUGAAAAAGGACAAAAAGCUGAAGAACAGAAUGCUUCAGUUGUUUAAAUGAGGCAUUUCUGCUGGAUUCUCCACAUAAGUACAUACUUGUUGGCUGUUGAGCAUGAAAGUACAUUUUGUCUUUUUCAAGUAUCUUCAUGUGAAUUAUUGGAUCAAACAACAGACUAGCUCUACUUUCAGCUAAUACCAAAGAGGAUAUGGGUAACAUUGUAAUGGUGUUUGUGACGUCCUUUGCAUAUGUAUAGCUUCUCCUGUCAUCGCCACAUUUAGA
This is a messenger RNA of Pygocentrus nattereri (red-bellied piranha), 2655 nucleotides long. RefSeq names its product AT rich interactive domain 3C (BRIGHT-like) (gene arid3c). Bases 186 to 1985 code for a protein of 599 amino acids. Gene Ontology annotation, cellular component: nucleus. Gene Ontology annotation, molecular function: DNA binding. Gene Ontology annotation, biological process: regulation of transcription by RNA polymerase II. The record is from RefSeq and is a predicted model, not a curated record. The transcript has 8 exons. Lineage: Eukaryota; Metazoa; Chordata; Actinopteri; Characiformes; Serrasalmidae.